AAUCGUCAUCGGAAGGGACGAAAGAAUCGCGUGUCGCGUUCGGUCCGCCAGUUGUCUGUUGUUUCAGUGGAUACAAAAGGGCUUUCCUGUGCCUCCUGGAGUGGCUGUGCGGUUGGCAGCCAAAGAAGAAAAAAGUCCGACUCCAACUAGCACGGUGCGGGCCAUUAUUGUGUAUCUGAUCAGUGGCCAGCAGCGAGAAGGAAAAUCGAUAUUUUCUUGAGCGCUUUCUUGUUCGGUUGAUAGUGCGUUGUGUUUUUAGAGGCCCUUUGUGACACUAUCCAAUAUCUGUUGUGGCUCUCGGAAGUGCAGGUGACUGCAGGAAGGUACAGUUUCAUUGGCUCAUUGUGCCACAAUCCGGGGGGAUGAGUUGGAACCGGACGGCAUAGAAGAAAGCUAAAAGUGAAGUGACCUUGGAUCAUGAUUUGUGAAAAAUUGUUUUGGGGGUCACCGCCGGUGGAGAGCAGCUGAAGACGUCUCUAAGUUGAAAAAAAUGUGCGAACUACCCACUUGCAGCGAGGAUUAAGUCUGUGUUCUAGGAAAAAUUGUUUUUCUUAAAGUGUUUACUGAAAGAAUAAUCCAUGCCGGGAUAAAAAUGAAAUAGAGGUGAAUAAACAACCUAAGCUGAAGUAAUGAUGAUUCCUACGUGUCAUUGGGUCUUAUCUUUCUUCGAUGGGCAUGAUGUGUCUAUCGGGUAGAAUGCAAUUGACCCUAAAUAAGUUAUGUGAAAUCGUACAGUAAAAGCACUAUUUUCUCAUAGUUCGAUGUGGGUGAAUGCAAAAGCCUCCCGAUGGUUAAUAAAGGUUGGACCUACUUUGGAUUAGGGCCAUAAGCUAAACGAUUCGACCGCGCAUCUGAAUCACGAAGGCAAAAGCAACGGUUCAAGAAUGGACAAACAACAACUCGCGUGACUAAGCGUGAAACAAAACGGAAAAUAGUGCACCGGUACGGGAAAAGUCGACAGGAAAGCAUUCCUGCUGGCCCGUCUGCCCGUUUGGGUGGUGUACUGGCGGCGGUUACGGUAUGAAGCGCAUUAGCAAUCUACGGCGUGGUCUGGGAAUUCAAAGAACCUCAAGCCGGCACGUUGUCCACCUUCGUCGGUAAAAAUAAAGCAUAAUCACGAAAGUUAUACAACCAACCCAGCCAACAUAUACGCUACUACAAGACUGAAAAAAGGCCGUUUGGACGACGACAACGCCCGGAACGGAAAUGGAACUCAUGCUAAGGAAUAUAAUCAUAUCGCUUCUGAUCUUCGUCUUCGGUCUGGCGAAAGAUAUCUGCUUCUGUUUGCGACUGACGGAAGUCCGGAUUCCGAACCACGUGGCCAAAAACAGCACCGUCCAGCUCGAAUGUCACUUUGACCUGAACGGCGAGGCGCUGUACUCCGUCAAAUGGUACAAAGACGGCAACGAAUUCUACAGAUAUGUUCCUAGAGAUAAUCCACCAGCCCAGCUCUUCCUCCUGACGGGGGUGUCAGUCGAUCUACUAAAUUCAACUGCAAAUCAGAUAGUCCUAAAUAACGUGACGCUGGCGUCGUCCGGGCGAUAUCGCUGCGAGGUGUCGGCGGAGGCACCCUCCUUCCAGACCGUCUCCAGCCACGGCGAUAUGGUGGUGGUCGCGCUGCCGGACACGGAUCCAAAAAUCACCGGCGGGAGGCCUCGCUAUCAAAUCGGUGACAUCGUCCGGGUCAACUGCACCUCGGGCCGGUCCAAGCCGGCAGCCAAGCUGACAUGGUUCAUCAAUGGCGAGGUGGCCGAGCCCAGCAUUGUACGCCGUUACGACACUGUGAUAACCGGGAGAGAAGGCCUAGAGACUACCAUUUUAGGAUUAGAGUUUCGAGUGAGGCUGCGGCAUUUCAAACGCGGUGAUAUGAAGCUGAAAUGCGUCGCAACGAUAGCACAUGUAUACUGGAAGAGCAACGAGGAGAGCGUGGAGGGUGACAAACAACCAAAACCACCGGCGCUCGAGUCGAAAGAGACGCUGCAUCCGAACGGUUCCCGGGCGGACCGGCAAGAAAGCAACUCCAGCUCGAGCAACCAUCGGCGGAGAUUUAUGGCUCAAGUGGCUACAAAUGUGCUGCUGUCGGCUGUGGUGCUGCUCAACUCGUUAUCCUCGGUGUCGCCGACGGUUCUGCCAAGGUCCUUCUCGAUCCGGCCGAGAUAACUCCAUGGUGCUCCCCAUCGCAACGGUUACAACUACCACUACUACUGGCAGCACUAAACUAUCACAAACGGAGAUAUAUCUCGCACACUGGCGAAUCACGUAUCUUAGUGGCUUUUAUAUUACGUUUUAGAUUUUAAUGAAGAAGCAACGACUCGUCCUCGACCUCGACACACCCCCAAUCCAGUUCCUUCCCCCCAGAAAGAGUACUUUUUAGAUUAAAUUGAAUGCCAAAGAUAUAAAAAAGGAAGCUGUAAAUUUCGUGAGAUUACCACAAGGAGAGCCAAUACGGGGAUAACCAGCAGCGGCAACUCGUUACAGAUCCUUCCGAUGCUGCAAAAAGGAGAAGAGCGAGAUGGCAGCAAAUGCAUCAAUCUGUAAAAUAUUACCUUGUAAAUAUGUGUAAAAUUUGUUUCAAAGUUUUAUCGAUAGAUCCGAGCAAAUGCAGAUUAGCAGAAAUACUAACUUGGCAGGCCACUUGAGGAAAUUUAUCUUGAGUUGCUAUUAUAGGGAAAAUAUUAGGCAAACCAACACAAGGAAACAAUACAAGGUUGAUAACAUCGAUCAUUCAUGCGGUCUCGCAACUAGAUACAUGUCAAUUUUGAGAAAAAAGGCCGUUACAAUGUGGAAGCUGAAACGUGUUUCUAUUAAAAAAAUCAGUAUUACUCAUCGUUGAACUAAUCUAAUACACAUAAAAACAACUGAAACAAAAUAAAUCGUCAUAUCAGGUGGAAUACGCGUAAGGACACACAAACGUAAGAAAUCACUUUUACUACUUAUUUAUGUGACAAAAAAUUUCGCUCUUAAACUUUAAAUCAUAUUUAUGGAAGAAGAACGUGACUCAAAGCUGUCUAUCGGAAAUUCAAUGUAAUUUUUGAAGAAGGAAAUCAAAUUUUCUCGUUUCGAUAUAUUUUGAAAAAAAAAAAACUCUGCCCCCGACAAUGCAUACGAAUCAGUAUUAAAACUUUCCGUGAGAAAUGAUGAAGAAGCAGAAUGUAACCGUCAUAUCAAACGAUACAAAAACACCCAUUUACAACUUCCCCAGUUGAAGUAUCCGGAAAACUGCCCUCCACAAAUAGACUCUAGUUGAUAAGAACGAUGAAUCAUUUCCCACACGUUUGCUUCCUUCCCCGUGUCCACGUACGAAAAUGAGCGGAUGCGUACGUUACAGAAUCAGAAAGGAAAUUUCCCGGAAUUGAAUGUGAUUUUAAAACGAAAAUCGUCAUGAAGAAAAAACGGCGGUUAUGAUUUUUAAGCAAGUUUUUGUUAAAGGUCACUGUACGUGGGAAUCAUCCACAAAAUAUCAAAUGCACAGUGGAUGGUUUCUGCUUUUUCUGUUUGCAUGACAGUGAAGAGGAGAAGUUUAGCAAAGCAAAGUUUCAAAAACAUGUUUAUUGUUAUGAGCAAGGCUGAAGGCGAUGCAUGGCGCAAGAUGUUGGUUCAAGUUUUUCGAAAUCCUAUUGAAAUGCAGAAUAUGGUUAGGUGCAAGCGUACGAUUGAUAAACGGAUUGAUUGUAACUGUAAAUAAUUUUCAUAAAAAUCAGAUACGAUUUAGUCUAUUUUAAUAAAUGUAUAAAUUCAAGAAUCUUUCA
This is a messenger RNA of Armigeres subalbatus, 3749 nucleotides long. RefSeq lists its product as uncharacterized. The transcript has 7 exons. NCBI's taxonomy places the organism in Eukaryota, Metazoa, Arthropoda, Insecta, Diptera, Culicidae. The record is from RefSeq and is a predicted model, not a curated record. Bases 1207 to 2160 code for a protein of 317 amino acids.